Molecule: messenger RNA, 3744 nt
Organism: Rhopilema esculentum
Lineage: Eukaryota; Metazoa; Cnidaria; Scyphozoa; Rhizostomeae; Rhizostomatidae
Source: RefSeq, a predicted model, not a curated record
UAUGAGUGGUCCCCAUUAGUUUGCAGGAGAUCUGGAAUUCAGUCCCAGACUUCAUAAACGAGAGCGCGUUGCAGCGUGGUGAAGUGAACAUGGAGAACUCCGAAGUUGAAGUAGACGAUGCUGUGGCAACGAUUAUUGGAAAUGUUGAAUUUCGAGAGUUCGCACCUGAAGUAGUUGGUGAAAAUUUCGUUGUCGGAAGGAUUCAGGAGUCUGUUGCUGAGGGAGAACAGGCCCAGCAAGAAAGUCAGAGCUAUCCGGAAGAAAGCUUUCCUUGUGACAUUCAGUAUGACACCGAAGCUCUUGAACAGCCUAAAGAUGUGCGUGCACCGAAGCAAAAGAAGCAAUGCAUGCCAAGAAAACGGAGGACGGAAGAAGAUGGCAAUUACCCCAACAUAAAAUCGUGGAAACCAUAUAUCAACACAUUGAUCGAUGAAGGGGUAAGAGGGUACCACAAAACACCUCUUCCUGUUUACAAUGGAACUUUCCCAAAGGUCGAUGAGUACCUUAAGCCUGACAUCAUCUUAUGGGAUUUGCAAAAAGAAUUCCCUGAAAUUAAUGGCAACCUUUGCCCGGCAGAGAACUGCAACGAGCCUUUGGCACUGUAUCCAAUUGCAUACACAUACAUGAUGCGAGUGCUGUAUGACUUUGAAAGGCCAGUUCUGCUGGUUACUUCUAUGUUAAGGUGCAAAAAUGCAAGAGAGCACAGAUUUCUUGGGUAUGAUCCCCGCAUUUUAAAGCAGCUUUCAGACCAAGAGUCAGUUCCAUUUGUGCUUUUUCACAAAGUAGGAAUGACAAGAGAGCUUUUCAAUUCGAUAAUGAAUCAGGUGUCAAAUGGUGUAAAGUUUGGUCAAAUUCAAGAUAUGUUAAGGAAGAACUAUGUUGAAAAUCAUGUUGAUAGAGAGAAAGCUUACCUAGCCGCAGUUCAACAGUACAACAGAGACCACCCAGAUGAGCAAAAGAAACCAGAAGUAUUCCCUACAAUCAAAAUCAAAGGUCCAAGAAACACUUUCAUUGGGCAAUGCUUUUUGCUUGGUUUUAAAGAAAAAGAAUAUUUCUAUAAGCUUUCAAUGUCACAGCUUCUUGCAGAUGAGUGGGUAAUUUUAGACGAAAUGAAGCUUCCAACAAAUGUUGGCACUAAUGCAAAAGGAGUUUGGAAAAAGGAAGUUGAUCAUCUUUUUUAUUGUCAAAAUGAAGUUGGCCAAGUGCUGACAUGGCAACUUACAGGAAGAUGUAGCAUUGCAGAGAUAAAAGAGACGCUUAUCUCAGUAAAAGAUCGACAUGAGCAGAUUGGCAAACAAAUGAAGGGUUGUUGUACUGGGUUUUGUUGUGAAUGGCGAGAUAAUUUAAUUUUAAUAUUUGGUCCAGAGUUUCAGGUUAAGUGUGAUGUUGAAAGAGCAAUCGCAAAGUUGUCCGAAAAACUGCAAGAAGAGAGUCUGAUGUACUUGCCAUGUACAGAAGACUUUCGAUUAGUUUUUCAAGAUCCUGUUGAUUCAAACAAAGUUAGGAUAUUACCAACUCCGUCUCCAGGAAUCAUUCUGAGUAACCUGGAAGUUUUCAAAGAAAAGUGGAAGAAGAUAAAAGAAGAAAAUGGGAAACUUGUUUUGACAAAUGCAGCUAUCAGAGUAAUUGAGGAAUUAGAAUCCCAUAUAAUCAGUGGAUGCUACAGUAAUAUACCACCAUUUCCUAAUGGUAUUGACAGGAAAGAUUUUCAGUUUUCUUUGAGAAAGAAAGUGAAUAAUUGCCGUCUUGGAAUUCCAGUUAUGGUAGCCAUAGCCUCAAUUGCACUUCAUGACCAUAAUACUUCAAGGCAAGAAGAUCUUGGUAGAGAUACUGCACCAGUGCUUUUAGUUGUACCGGAUGAAGAGAAAACAGUCAAUGAAGAUUUGUCUGGCACAGUAUCCUUAGGAAAUAGCAAUUUACAGUGCUUGACUGUUGAAGUAAACAUGAACAAAGCUCUUGAAAGUAUUGCAUCAAGUCAAGCAAAAGCAAUUAAGUGUUCUGAAGAAGUUGAUUGUAAAGCCCUUUUGCAGUCAGUCAAUGAAUAUUUUGAUAACAGUAACAAGGACUCCAAGGAUCAUGAUUAUCAAAUAAAUGAUCAAUGUCUUGAUGAUACAAUCAUAAAAAGAACAAUUACAUUCUUGAGGUAUGCAGAAACAUUGUCAAAAGUUGUAUCUGGAGAGCAUGUUACUGAGAAAUUGAUUCCUUUUCUCACAUGUGCAUUCCCACUUUUGUUACAAGACAAGGAAACAAAGGAGAUGAAUAUAAAGAUGGAGAUUAUAAGCAAGGAACUUCCAAAAUUCAAAGAUUUGGAAGUAGUCCGGGAUCCAGUUGCAUUAGAUUAUAUGCCACUAGAGGAAACAUUUUUGAAUGCUAUUUCUAAAGUUGUAAGCAUUUAUAUGUCAUAUAAAAUUGACGAUAAAGAUGAUGAGGAUGAUAUAAGACUGUUUCAAAAGUCAUUGAAAGAACUUGGUUUUGAGUUAGGAAUGGACACUACAGAUGUUUCGAAAAAUCUUAAAAAGCUCUUGAAGAUUGAGCACAAAAACACUGCUGCUGAUUCUAGUGAAAGUGAAGGACUGAAAUCUGUAUCAAAAGCAGAUGGUUCAAAUGAUUGUAAAGAGGAACCUAAAGCAGAUGAUGAUGCAACUGAAACCAAAAAGUUGAAAGAUGACAGCAAGUCAAUCUCUGAUAUAGGUGAAUUUGAAGCAAUUGUGAGGGAAGUUGCCAACAUUCUUUCUGUUCAAAUUUCAGUCAUUUCUUGUAUGAAAAGCUUCCCAAUUAUUCCUGUUUUUCCUCAUACACUGUCUGCCUGGUCACCAAACAUUUUUCUGUUUUAUAUUGGAGGCUCAUUUGUUCCUGUUGUUCCAAAAGAUGUGUUAUCAGAUGCUUCAAUGCUAGAUAAGGGUUUAAGUGAUUCUGCUGGUAAAGAAAGAAAGCAGCUUGCAAAUGUGAAAUGUCGUUGUGGGCGUGGUAAUUCUGGGCAUUCUGAGGGAAAGUGCUACACCCAUGAGAAUUCUAAAUAUAUUACAAGGUGUAUGUGUUUCAGACUGCAACAGCCUUGUACAAACAAGUGCGACUGUAAGAACUGUAAAAAUCCAUAUGGUGAUAGACCACUGAAACAAGCAUCUAGCUUAGUGAAGGCUAGCGACACUGAAAGUGCUGCAUCCUCAGAACCAGUUGCAAAGAGAAGAAGGCACACUCACCAUCAUUCAAACUUGUCUAAAGACCUAAGAGCAGAAAACUUUCAGACUGGGGCAGGGAUUGAAGUCAGCCUUGGAAAAUGGUCAUUGGCUGAAAAGCUUUUGUUUGAGUCCUUAAUCAGUGAAAUGAAGACAGAGGAGGAUUCACUUACAACAGAGCUUGUUGCACAAAAGUUUAACAAUGUUGUGCAAGUGGCAUCAAAUAUUGCUGGUUUGAAGAAUCUUGUUGGUUUCAAAACUCCAACACAAGUCAACGAGAGAUUGAAAGACAGAGAAAAAGAUGUUGAAGAAUACCUUGUGAUGUACCAAACACAGCUGGACUUGCUUAUAAGCAAAGAAGGUUCCAUUAUCCAGAAUGAAGGACAAGAGCUUGAGACUGUAGAAGAACAAGGAUUUGCCUAAUUUCACUCAUCUCUGGUUAUGGUAUAAACACUGUAUGAAAAAUGGUAAAUUUCUUUAAUUUUUUCUUCAUAUCUUUUUCAUGUUUGUUUUCUACAUUUUCCAAUGAUAUAUGUUGUGCUUUUGUUUGGUAAAUAGGAGAUAUGCU